Molecule: messenger RNA, 1506 nt
Organism: Hyaloscypha bicolor E
Lineage: Eukaryota; Fungi; Ascomycota; Leotiomycetes; Helotiales; Hyaloscyphaceae
Product: cytochrome P450
Exons: 5
Coding region: 1-1506 (501 amino acids)
Molecular function (GO): oxidoreductase activity, acting on paired donors, with incorporation or reduction of molecular oxygen; heme binding; iron ion binding
Source: RefSeq, a predicted model, not a curated record
AUGCUAAGUCUUCUAUUUGGAAGCUUUCUGAUCUCAAUUGCCGCUAUCUUCGGUCCAUGCCUCUUUGCAACUGUACGAUGGUACCGUAAAUUGCACAAUUCGCAGCUGUGCCUGCCACCGAGCCCUCCUGGCCAGCUUUUCUUUGGUCACACGAGGGUGAUCCCUUCUCAGAACCCGGAGAUAUAUUACCAAAAGCUGUCAAAAGAAUACAAGUCCGAUGUCCUUUACUUCCAGCAGUACAGAACUCCAGUCAUUGUGCUGAAUUCCGGGAGAGCUGCAGAUGAACUUCUUUCCAAACGCGGAGCAAAUUACAGUAGUCGACCAAGAUUUGUGCUUUUCGAAGUGAUGCGCUGGGGGUUAACGCUCACUUUCAUGCCUUGGGGUCCUCUCUUCAAAGCCCACAGAGCCUUGCUUCAAAAGAAUUUCACCAAAUCCAAUGUCCUGCAAUACCAAGAACGGCAAGAGCAGGAAGCGCGUCGAGCCAUCUUGAGCAUCACCAAAAAUCCUUCCGGCUGGGAGUCUCACAUCAGAAGGCCCGUCUUUGCCUCAAAUAUUGUUCUGCAGAUCGCCUUUGGGAUGGAAUUGACUCGAGAUGAAGAUUCGAGCGUUCAAGUUGCGACCGGUCUUGCAAACAGAGUUCUCGCAGAAGGAGGUUCCCCAGGAUCGACAGUUAUUGACAACUUCCCUUUUCUUAGCAAGCUGCCGAACUGGAUUGUACGAUCUGAAGCUUUGCGCCAUGCUAGAAAGUGGGGUUGGAUUAUUCGACACCUCCACGAUACCCCGUUCUCGGCAUCGAAAAGACACUUUGAAAAUGGAACCUUGCAGCACAAUUCGUUUGCGUAUCCUCUUUUGAAACGACAUGCCGAGAACCAGAGUCGUGGAAUUUCUAGCGACUUGACCAUGGCAGACAUCAAUGGCGCGGCUGCAACGAUCUUCAUCGCUGGUUUCGACACGACAAAUACCACAAUCCUGGUUGGGAUUCUUGCAUUGCUCUUAUACCCCACAGUGUUCGGUAAAGCCCGAGAGGCACUCGAUCGAGCCAUCGGCAAGGACUGCCUUCCGGCCUUCUCAGAUCGUGAAAAUCCCGGCUUGAGAUACAUCAAUUACAUCGUGGAGGAGACCAGCCGCUGGAGACCUCUUUCACCACUCGGCGUGCCACAUAAAUCUCUGGAAGAUGAUGUCUAUAAUGGCAUGUUCAUUCCCAAAGGCUCGACUGUUUACUUCAAUGUCUGGGCAAUGAGUCGUGAUGAGAGUACCUAUGAGGAUCCCGAGCUCUUCAAUCCUGACCGGUAUGUACCUAUAGAGGAAGGAGGCGUAGGAGAACCUAUUCUGCAAGGUCCCUUUGGGUUUGGACGCAGGAUUUGUGUUGGCAAACAUCUCGCACAAGCAAGUGUCUGGAUUGCGUUGGCAACUUUGAUCGCGACCAUGGAUAUCUCCAAUUCUUUCGGACCUGAUGGAAAUGAGAUCAAGCCCGAUGUGAAGUUCAGUUCUGGUCUCUCCAGGUGA